Molecule: messenger RNA, 6348 nt
Organism: Peromyscus californicus insignis
Lineage: Eukaryota; Metazoa; Chordata; Mammalia; Rodentia; Cricetidae
Gene: Katnip
Product: katanin interacting protein
Exons: 28
Coding region: 74-5065 (1663 amino acids)
Source: RefSeq, a predicted model, not a curated record
UCGGGCGGCUGUCCCCUCAUCCCUCGGAGGCGUCUCGGGGCAGAAUAUCAGGCCGCAGGGCCUCCGGCCCAAGAUGGUGCCUGGUGGUGUGGGAUGGGGACCGCGGCUGGGGAGUGAUCCUGUAGGAAGUCCUCUCAGACCACGGGAGUGGGGACAGGGAAGAGAUUGGCGCUGGGGAGAACCAAGGCGGAUCGCGGGGGUCCUGGGAUGGGCACUGGGCAUGUGGAAAUUGGUUGGAGGUCAGGCCCUGCGGAAGGUGGAGAGAAGCCGGUCCUGCUCUCGAGAGAGAAAGGAGGGUUAUACUAAGGACAUGGUGACAGACUUUGAUGAGAAACAUGAUGAGUAUUUAAUAUUGCUUCAGCAGAGAAACCGGCUAUUAAAGCAUUUGAAGGCCAAGGAUCCUGUACAGCUAAGGCUGGAGCACUUGGAACAAGGUUUCUCUGUCUAUGUCAAUGGGGCCAAUUCAGAGCUGAAGACAUCCCCACGGAAAGCUGUGCACACAGACUUCUCCAGAAGUGCCUCACAGGCUGAGGGAUCACAAGAUUAUGGACGAAGAACCCUGUUCAGAGAAGCCGAAGAAGUCUUAAGACGCAGCUCGAGGACAGCACCAGGAAAGGUCCAGCGCCGAGGAUGGCACCAGAAAUCCGUACAGAUCAGAACUGAAGCUGGCCCUCGGCUCCACAUUGAACCUCCUCUGGAUUGUUCAGAGGAUUUUGAGUCGUCUAAGGAUGUGACUGGCAAGGCCAAGGAUACCACUGUGGAUCACACACAGGAGCUGAGAAAAGGUCUGGGACUCAGCACAGACCUCCAAACGCAGGAGGAUGGCUCCAGUGACGAGUACGACUCUAUUGAGGAAGACGUCCUCUCUGAGACCGAGACUGAGGACCUCAUACUGCCAGGCCAUACCAGCAAUGAGUUUCCUCUUCCCAGCCAGGACACAGUACAGAAGGAUGUCCCCAAGGACAAGGAGCUGGAAGGCCGGCCUCCCCAGGGCAUAGACACCCUUGUGGUGAUGGAGUUUAACCCAGCUUCUAAAAGUAACAAAAUGGAGAGGGUUUUAUCUGCUAAGCGGAAGGACAAUGCUGAAGUCUUCAUCCCCAGCAAACCAGAGUCAGUCCUGAAUCCACAGCCCCCCACUGUGUUCCCAGACCAGGAGAGGGCCUGCUCCAGACCUGGCAGCCGGAGAGACAGACCCUUGUCAGCAACUCGAAAAGCACAUGCAGCCGAGGAUCGAGAGGAAGAUGCCUCGGCCGUGCUGAAAGCCAUCCAAGUGGAAAAUGCAGCUCUGCAGCAGGUGUUCCUCAGCCAAGAGCCUGAGCUAGCCACCCCUCCACAGCAGGAUACCAAGGAACCACUAGCAAAAUCAUGGCCCAGUCUGCUGAAGGCCAAGGAGGACAGUCCAGAGCGGCUUGCCAUCACUCCAGUGACCACCAAUCCUGAGCUGUUCGGGGCAGCAGGGGGAGCCAACGGCAGCAGCCAAGCCAUGGACAGAAUGGGCCCUUUGGGAAGCAGACAACAGCAUAAGUUUCUGGGAGUCCUGCAGACCAUGGAAAGUGACACUGCCCAUCUCAGCCGGGUGGUUGUGCCAACAGAGAAGCCAGUACUGGACCCAGAGGAAAAGUGGAGAGCGAGAGCAGAUGAGAUUGAAGAUGCCAUCUAUGUGACCAUGGAAAUCCUGUCUAACUGGGGCAAUGCAUCAUGGGUGGGUCUCACGGAAGUCCAGUUCUUUGACCUGAACGAUAUAAAGCUGUAUGUCUCACCUCACGAUGUGGACAUCCGGAACGCAGUGUUACCAGGAGAGCUGGGCUGCCUUGUCAGCAGGGACUUAGUGAGCAAGAAGGACCCCCCAGUGUGGACCUGCCCCUUCCACCCCCCACUUCAGCUCUAUUUUAUUAUCCACAACAUGCGACAGCUUCGGGACUUCGGUCUGGCCAAGAUCAAGGUUCGGAAUUACUGGACAGCAGAUGGGGAUCUUGAUAUUGGUGCCAAGAACGUGAAACUCUAUGUCAACAAAAGCCUCAUCUUUGAUGGCGUGUUAGACAAAGGAGGAGGCAAAGCCCCUUUUGAUUGUACCAUCCCUGUUGACCUUCAGAGUGAGAAGAAUGAGAGCCCAGAGAAGGCCCUGAGUGCUGGCUGGGAAGAAAGCAAAGGUGCCCUCAGGAUGGCUGGCAUAAAUGGGGUCGAGGAGCUUGGGCACAGCUGCUCACAGCCAGCUGAAGCCUCGGUGGAUAUGACAGUUUCCUCACAAGGAGAUUUCCUUGAUGAAAAGGUGAAUUCUACUCAUUGCCCGAAGGAUAGUUUGUCCAAGUUACAGGAAGAUGUCAGACUGUUGGCAGCCCCUGCCUCAAUGGGUGAUGGGCCUAGUGUUCCUUCUUCUUCCUCUCUUGGAAAAUAUCCUCCUCUGGAAGAGGAGCCCUCUUUGCUCCAACAGCUGGAAAAUCUCAAAGGCAAGAGAAUCCCUGAACCUGCUGGGAAAACCCCACACUGGUUACAGCCUUCUCUAGCAGAGGUGGGCAAGAAACAGGCAGGCAGGAAGCCCAAACCCCCGUGGCUCAGUCCGGAAAAGGAUCUGGAACAGAAGAGUAGGCUUCCAUUUGAUGAUGUCAUUGGUGAUGCUCUUGGAGAGGUGGAGGCCAGGGAAAAAGGCCCUCGACGUGAACAAGGGAGGACUAACAACUGGAGUGUCAUCACUGAAGAGAGACCCCAGAGGGCAUCCUCCAAAGCCUGUGGUAAUGACUUAGACAUCUUUAGCCAGCCUCCCAACAGGGACCGCCCUGCUAGUGGGAGGAGGGCCCUGAAGAAGGAUGCCAGCAGUAGCCAUGGUGAUGACCAGCCAGCCAGCAAAGAAGACACUCAGGCCACCGGGACACUGCCUUGGUUGCAGUGGUAUGGUGAGAAGGAACACGCACUGCAUGCAUCAUGGGACUCUCUCACUGCCUUUGACCGUGCCCACCGGGGCCGCAUCUCUGCCCUGGAGCCACAGGGGGACAUCCUAGAUGAGUUCCUGAAGCAGCAGAGGAGCAGCCGGUAUGAGGAACCCCCAGCCCCUUGCAGAAAGGAGGAGCCGGAGCCCUCCAUAGAGACAGAUGGUGACAGUGACUUUAAAAUCCCAGUCCUCCCUUAUGGACAGCACUUGGUCAUUGACAUCAAGUCUACAUGGGGAGACAGACACUACGUUGGCCUUAAUGGCAUAGAGAUAUUCAGCUCUACAGGGGAGCCAGUACAGAUCUCCAGCAUUACAGCAGAUCCCCCUGACAUCAAUAUUUUACCAGCUUACGGGAAAGACCCACGUGUAGUUUCCAACCUCAUCGAUGGGGUGAACAGGACCCAGGAUGACAUGCAUGUCUGGCUGGCCCCCUUCACACCAGGCAUGACCCACUCCAUCUCCAUCGAGUUCACACACCCUUGCCAAGUUGCCCUGAUUAGGAUUUGGAAUUACAAUAAGUCUCGAAUACACUCCUUCCGUGGUGUGAAGGACAUCACCAUGCUGUUGGAUACGCAGUGCAUCUUUGAAGGAGAAAUUGCCAAAGCCUCAGGAACCCUGAUGGGAGCCCCUGAGCACUUUGGAGACACUAUCCUUUUCACCACGGAUGAGGACAUCCUGGAGGCCAUAUUCUGCUUGGAUGAGACAUUUGACAUGGAUGCUGAGAGCCUGUGUGGCUUUCAGCCUGAAGAGGCACUAAGGAGGCCUAGCACUGCGGACAGUGAAGGUCAGGACGAGCGGCCUUUCACACAGGCCGGCUUGAGUGCCCAGGACCAGGUACCAGAGCUAGAGCUACAAGCCAGUCCCCCUGUCUCUGAAGUCACCACACCGGAGCCAGGCAUCUUCUAUGGGCUGUGCCUCCGCCUUAACUUCACAGCCUCCUGGGGGGACCUGCACUACAUAGGGCUCACUGGCCUGGAAGUCGUGGGCAAGGAUGGCCAGGCCCUGCCCAUCCACCCGCACCAGCUCUCUGCCUCUCCCAGGGACCUAAAUGACCUGCCGGAGUACACUGAUGACUCCCGAACCCUAGACAAGUUAAUUGACGGCAUGAACAUCACCACCGAGGAUGAGCACAUGUGGCUGAUCCCCUUUUCCCCUGGGUUGGACCAUGUGGUUAGGAUCCACUUUGACAGAGCCCAAAGCAUUGCUGGCCUGCGCCUCUGGAACUACAAUAAAUCUCCCGAGGACACCUACCGAGGGGUCAAAAUCGCCCAUGUGUCCCUGGAUGGCUUGUGCGUGUCUCCUGCAGAAGGCUUUCUUAUCCGAAAGGGACCUGGCAAUUGCCACUUUGAUUUUGCACAAGAAAUCCUCUUUGGGGACUACUUGCAGACCCGGCUGUCACCAGCACCCACCAGGAGGCUGGAUUCAAAGAGCCUGGAGCGAGCCAGCAUGGACUACGAGGCCCCACUCAUGCCCUGUGGCUUCAUUUUCCAGUUCCAGCUGCUGUCCAGCUGGGGUGACCCCUACUACAUCGGCCUCACAGGGCUGGAGCUGUACGAUGAGCAUGGGGAGAGGAUCCCAUUGUCCCAGAACAAUAUCGCCGCCUUCCCGGACAGUGUGAAUGCACUUGAGGGUGUAUGCGGGGACGUGCGAACCCCCGACAAGCUUAUCGACCAAGUCAACAACACCAGUGAUGGCAGGCACAUGUGGCUGGCCCCCAUCCUGCCUGGCCUGGUGAACCGGGUGUAUGUCAUUUUCGAUCUGCCCACCACUGUGUCAAUGAUCAAACUGUGGAAUUACACGAAAACACCUCAACGAGGGGUGAAGGAGUUUGGUUUGCUGGUGGAUGACUUGCUGGUGUACAAUGGCAUUCUUGCCAUGGUGAGCCACCUAGUUGGGGGCAUCCUGCCCACAUGUGAGCCUACCGUGCCCCACCACACCAUCCUCUUUGCCGAGGACACUGACUUCUGUCACCAGGAGAAACACACCAUCAGUAAGCCAGAGGAAGACCAGGACAUACAGAUGAUGAAUGAAAACCAGGUCAUCACUACCUCAAGGAGGAAGCCAGGCACUGCUGACCCAGCCUUACGCCCCAAAACCUGCAUACGUGAAAAGGAGACCUCAAGGCGUUGGCGAUGCUGACUGGAACAGGAGGGAGAGCCUCUCCAGGCUGGCUAGGCUCUAUCACCAGCCCUGAACAGACCCGUGUUCCUCAUACUUCAGGGUUGGCCAGCUGGGACCCCAAGGGUUGGAAGAGCAUGGAGGAACAAGGGACUUUAAUCACAGUCUUGGGAGCUAUAGGGGUCAGAGGAAAGAGUCAAGAACAGGGUAGCUGCCCCCUGCCACACUAGGCUGCUUCUGGGAACCAGGGAUACUUGGUUCCUCUCUGUCCUCUCCUGUGAGGUCCAUAAGAGCAGGGCCUGUGGCACCCCAGUCCUAGGCAGCCCCUGACUCAGGCCCAGAACUCAGUACGUGACCAUGGGGCCCAUGCCCUUCACUGCACAGCCCUGCUCACUAAGGGCAACAGAUGCUGAAAGGCCCACAGUAUCACAGCUCCUCAUCUGUUCAGUGCCUCUGGAGGCCGAUGGGGCUAGUCCUAGGUGGCCUCUGUCCUCUGUCCUGCUAAGGAGAGGAAGUGAGCUACAGUGAGUGCUGAAACUUCCCUCAGCCCCUGCCUCUCCUCCCAUCACAGACACACACACAGACACACACACACACACACACACACACACACACACACACACACACACACACACACACACACAUGCAAGUCAAGAGUUGGAGGGCCUGGGCUCAGGCUUGCCCAUUCUCCCUGCAGCCCAGAGCCCCAUGCCUGUGUGUACAUCUAUAGAACAAGCUUAGAUCAGGGACCUAAUCAGUCUCCCAGUAGUGGGUAAUUUCUGGUUCCAAAUAUUAAUCUGUUGUUUUCCUGGCUCAGGGCCCAGCGGGCCGCUGCCAUGGUAUCGAACUCAGUACAUUCUGAUGCUACCAAGAAUCACAAAGGCCUCUGAGCGGCAACACCCAGCAGCUGUGCAGCUGUUUUCAUUCGAAGCCAGCUGAUGUGCAGAAAGGAUUGCCUCUCUGAUGAGAAUCCAUCAUCUCUGUAGCCUCCAGCGGCCUCUGGCUCCUCCACUCACUCCCAGAUGAGCCGCACACCUCCCAGGAGGGCCAUCAAACCAGCUCUUAGGAGGAAGCCAGGACCACUGCUUUAACAGGAACCCAGCUUCUUCUAGUCCUCAGGGUAGGCACAGAAUUUUUCUGGAACACCCAAGACUGACCUUGGUGUGCUCCCUGCAGACCUUUGGUGGGUGUUUAUAAGUGUAUAUUCCAUGCAAUCUCAGAGGGAAGGCACUGGUACAAGCAUUAACUCUCAAAUAAAUGUCUAUUUUUCAUUACAAAAUCAAUAAAAGAUGUUAUUAAGAAUA